Messenger RNA from Aspergillus alliaceus, 1316 nucleotides. RefSeq names its product putative ADP-ribosylation factor (gene arfA). Gene Ontology annotation, biological process: vesicle-mediated transport; intracellular protein transport. The record is from RefSeq and is a predicted model, not a curated record. Gene Ontology annotation, molecular function: GTP binding; GTPase activity. The coding region runs from base 307 to 858 and encodes 183 amino acids. NCBI's taxonomy places the organism in Eukaryota, Fungi, Ascomycota, Eurotiomycetes, Eurotiales, Aspergillaceae. The transcript has 4 exons. Gene Ontology annotation, cellular component: plasma membrane; cytoplasm.
UCUGUUAAUUUUCGCGUAUCUCUUUGUCUUUCCCCUGUUUGCUGGAGUUUCUGUUGUGGUCCCCCCUGAUUAUUUGCCCGUCUGGCCACUGUGCAUUCCGACGUGAUCACGCCCCUCGUUCACCACAUCUCCCCAUAUGCCGUCUUCUGAUUCCAAGUUUUCAACCCUAUUUCUGCCGGCCUUACUACUGUUCACUUAUCAGACGACCGACCGACCACUAUCUACUUGCCAGCCUAAUUUGAAUACAUUCCAUCUAACAUCGCAUUCUUUCCAGACCUUUGAGGAUCCCUUUUCGCCACCGCCAACAUGGGUCUCACCUUCUCGAAGUUGUUCGACCGCCUAUGGGGCAGAAAGGAGAUGCGAAUUUUGAUGGUUGGUCUUGAUGCAGCCGGAAAGACCACCAUUCUGUACAAGUUGAAGCUGGGUGAAAUUGUCACCACCAUCCCCACAAUCGGUUUCAACGUUGAGACUGUCGAAUACAAGAACAUUCAGUUUACCGUGUGGGACGUCGGUGGACAGGACAAGAUCCGUCCUCUCUGGAGACACUACUUCCAGAACACCCAGGGUAUUAUCUUCGUCGUUGAUAGCAACGAUCGCGAUCGUAUUGUCGAGGCCCGGGAAGAGUUGCAGCGCAUGUUGAACGAAGAUGAGCUCCGUGAUGCUCUCCUACUUGUUUUCGCUAACAAGCAAGAUUUGCCGAAUGCUAUGAGCCCCGCCGAGAUUACCCAGCAGCUUGGUCUGCAAAGCCUCACUCGCCGUCCUUGGUACAUCCAAUCUACCUGCGCCACUACCGGUGACGGCCUGUACGAAGGUCUCGAGUGGCUCGCCGAUGCUUUGCGGAAAACGAACCGCGACUAAAUUGUUAUAAUGUGACGAGUGGAAGAAUACCUGGACGUGUGAUGGGGAGUUGGGGAUGAUGGAUGGGGGCCCGAACCAACAAGGACACCUCGCGUAGGGAUGGGAUCUGCUACUUGGUGGUGCUUGUAUGUUCUCUAACGGCUCUUCAUUCCUCUAUGCUAUUUAGCUUUGAUUGUUCUCUUUCAUCCCGGCGUCGACCCUAACGAAAUACUCCUUUUGUGCCCUCAAACCUCAUACCUUUCAUUUCUUUUGUUUGAUCUCCAUGUGUUCUCUUACAGUCAAGACCUGAUAUUCAUGAUCACGGAGAACGGGUUUACGCUCCAGAUGUCAUAUGUAUCUCGAUGCAUCUUAUCUGCUUAUCGGAAAAUGUAGAAUUUGCAGCCAUUAGGCUCUUCCCCCUCUUUACAUAUGAUCUGGUUCUGAUCUCAUAAUCAAUCUCGGCGAUAUCGACAUAUGCU